UAUUUAUCGUCGCCCAGCUGUCUCUUCUACCUCUCUCCGAACUCGCGGACGGAUCGAUGACCCUCCUCCCAUUUGCAGAAAAAUAAGAAUCCGUGUAGCGAACAGUCAUCUAUGAAGGGUCCGCAGGAAGCUUCAUAGAAUGGCGGAGCAGACGAGCGAGGAGAAGAGUAGCGCAGAAGAGGAAGAAGACAAGAAGAAGAAUAUGAGUGAGAUCGUAGAUCCAGAGCUCUUCAGUUGCUUGCUUCAGCCUGUAACCGCAAAUUCUGAUCCCGAGUACAAUGGAACUCGUCGACUCCUUCUCUACCUCAAGGCCGAGUCCGGUGUUUUUCGCCGCAGAGAUUGGAGAUGCAAUGGAAAAGGUUAUGUGGCCUACCGUAAUUACAUUGGCAGGCCAAGGAAUUGGGAAAGUUUGCAGUCACCAAGCGUUCAAGGCACUCCCGGAAACAGUGGCCGAUGGAUUCCUCCUUCAAGUCCACAUUCUUUGUUGUUUGAGGUGGACAGCUGGAGUUCUAGCAGGGACCUGCAAAGUGGCAAUCCAGAUUCAAGUCGCAGAUCAAGUUUUAGUUCAAAUGCAAGUGAUAAUGAUCGCCCACGUCAACGAGGGGCUGAGCUUGCAUAUUCUUUUGUAGGAAUGCAUUGCAUCUUUGAUCAGUGCAAAGCUUCUGUUACAGUUUUGAAGUUUGGGCACAUGAGAUCUGAUCUACUUGCAUAUGGAGCAUCAGAUGGAACCUUGACAGUAUGCACAGUGUCAGGACCACCUUCAAUCAUCAAGGAAUUGAAAGGUCACUCCAAAGAUGUUACAGACUUUGAUUUCUCCUCAAACAAUCAGUACAUCGCGUCAUCGUCGAUGGAUAAAACUGUGAGAGUAUGGGAGAUAGCAAAAGGACUUUGCAUUCGAGUAAUAUAUGGAGUUUCUUCACAAUCAUGUAUUCGUUUUCACCCUGUAAACAACAACUUCCUUUCAGUAGGCAAUUCAAACAAAGAAAUCACUGUAAUUAAUUUCAGCACUGGGAGAGCUAUUAAUAAAACAGUCUUUGACAGUGAGGUUACCUCAAUGGACCAUGAUCACACUGGUCAGCUCAUCUUUUGUGGGGAUGCGCGGGGAUGUAUUUACUCCGUUAGUAUGAACUCUCGCACAGGAGCAUUAUCCCGUUCUCACCGCCAUCGAAGUACCCGAAGGCAAAAAUCCCCCAUUACAACUGUGCAGUACAGAAGUUUCUCCCUACUUGCUCGUGGCCCUGUGCUGCUGACAUGUACUCAAGAUGGAAGCUUAUCUUUUUUCAGCAUCGCUUUGGAAAUACAAGGUUAUUUGACUCUUCGUUGCUCGCUUAAGUUAACUCAACAAAUACAUAGCAUUCGAGCUUCCUUCUGCCCUCUGCUCUCCCUUGAAAAAGGAGAAUACAUAGUUGCUGGAAGUGAGGAUUCGAAUGUAUACUUCUAUGAUUUAACUCGGCCAACGAAUACAUGUGUAAACAAGCUACAGGGUCAUCGCUUUCCAGUUACGUGUGUUGCUUGGAACCAUGGAGAGAACUUGUUGGCCUCAUCUGAUUAUUCUGGCACAGUUAUUGUAUGGAAGAGAUCAAAGACAAGUUAAAAUAAAAAUACAACAUUAUACAGGAAUAGAAAAGUUCUAAACACAUACUCUCGUAAGUCGAAGGCCGGAGCUGGAGCAGGAGAUUAUCUUUUGUUUGGUUGAUGUUUACUAUUCUUUUGUGAAAUCCUUUGUACCAUUUGCAGCUGAUCUCUUAACAUGUGUUGGAUUGUACUAUACUGUUAAUUGUUUCAGUCAGAUCAGGAAACUGAGUGAUUGUCAUUUGAACCAA
This is a messenger RNA of Juglans microcarpa x Juglans regia, 1823 nucleotides long. RefSeq names its product WD repeat-containing protein 13-like. Bases 140 to 1594 code for a protein of 484 amino acids. The record is from RefSeq and is a predicted model, not a curated record. The transcript has 12 exons. Gene Ontology annotation, molecular function: promoter-specific chromatin binding; protein binding. NCBI's taxonomy places the organism in Eukaryota, Viridiplantae, Streptophyta, Magnoliopsida, Fagales, Juglandaceae. Gene Ontology annotation, cellular component: nucleus.